AUGGACGACAUCGAGGCUAUCCUGGAUCGCAUGGAACACCAGGCGGCCACUCUUGGCUGUUUCCCCCCGCCCUCCCCGCUGUUAGGUCCGACGCCCGACACAUGCAUGGAGUUACUCCAGGGCCUACGUGGCCCGGAACUGGGCAAGGGCAUGACUUGCACGGUUGCUCAGUGUGCGGCCCAGCGGGCUUACGCCCUCAAGACCGUUCAUAGCCAACAUAAGUAUGAAUGGUUGCGGGAGGUCAGCAGGAUGAGACGCCUCCCGCCGCUCUCGGUCCUGCAAUCUGUCUUCGCCACGGCUGAUCUUGUCUCAUUGCUGCCACGUCUCUGGCCUCUUCCCCAACACAUGGAAGCAUCGGCGCUGGCCAGAAUGAAGAACGACAUCUCGGCUGCGCUGGAGCUCAUGCACCAGCAUAACAUGGUUCAUGCCGACAUUCACGCAGGCAACAUCAUGAUGAGACCGCAGCCAGCGUGUUACGUCCUGAUCGACUACGGCGGCUGCUCCGGUGACACUGUCUACCCACUCAAGCUUGGGUAUGGUGCCAUUGGCUCAGGUGGUUCGCUACACAGGCCACCUCAUCAUGAGGCUGACCCCUGUCCUGUUCGAACGGCCUAUGGCGAUUACUACCGUCUGGCCCAGACCAUCAAGUCCCACCUCAAUCGGGGCGAAAGACCUCACACAGGUUCUCGCAAGAGAACCAAGACACUGCCUCAUCACGUAGACAAGGAACUUCAGAACUGGAUAGACAGGGAGGCUCUACCGAUUCCCACUUCCCCGUCUUCUCCAUUCCCGCCUGGCACCUGGAUUCAGUCAGCGAUCAACCCUCAGGUGCUGGUCACUGCUUUCCUAUGGAAUAAGGAACGGGAUCCUGGGAGCAGUCGGCCACCCACGCCAAAUUCUUUCUGCAAGGGGCCUUCUGCCAAGGGACGAUCUUUCGCCAAUGAUGAUGGCUACUUGGUCGCGGAGCACCCACCACCACCUCCUCCGCUGCCAGAAGAAGACUCCGACACGACGGACCUCACCCAGUCUGGCGAUGGGGGCAUUGCCCGGGGUCAACCUGCGGAUGAAGGCUUUGUUCCGCCUCUUCAGGGUGUCUGGGCCCCGUACCCACACGAAACCUCCCCAGAAGAACCGUCAAGCCACAGGGAGAGGGUCCGAGAGGCGAGCAAGCUGCUUGAGGAGGCUAUCACGGCACUUCCGGACACGGAUGCGGACAUGACGGUGGGGGCGACACGGUAUGUUCCACUGGAGGACAACACAUCAAUCUGCGCCUCAGCCAAAGCACAUCUGAGCGGCUCGGCUGACUCCAUGCGUCCGACUGGGGCGUGGGCAGGCGCCCUUCGCUUCGCGGCAGACGUGCUCCAGGAGGUUGCCAAGGACCUCGAUCCCAGCAACACCGCAUCGUCUGCGCCAAGGACUAUCACACCAGCUGAGAUGACCACCAAGCGGGGUGUCCUGACCCCGGAGCUGACUGCGCAGCUAGGGUAA
This is a messenger RNA of Symbiodinium sp. CCMP2456, 1488 nucleotides long. The record is from the annotation of a GenBank genome assembly. Lineage: Eukaryota; Dinophyceae; Suessiales; Symbiodiniaceae.